CACCGACAGCCGUAUGUGGCGGGUAUCGGAAAGAAACGGAUGAGCAGAUAAUACAAUCAGUGUGUGCCGAGAUCAGUAGAGUGUCGUAGCGUAACGCAAACCAACACGGCGCGGCGACUGCGAAACAAAACCGAAGACCUGCGGUAGCACCGAAAACGGAUAACUGGGCCACGGGGAAGGAACGAAACUACACGAGAUUCACUCGAGAUCGGUCGCGAGAUGGAAACCCCGAAGUCGAACGACACGUCGGCAGGAGCAGGCUCACCGUCGGCAAAAUCCGUGCACCGAUAUGCAGUCAAUACGGAGAAAAGUGGGGAGAUCAUCGUCACAGUGCAGGGCGAUCUGUCGCAGCAGGAGAAGCGGGCCGUCUUCCUCACCGUGCACGAUCUGGGAACAAACCAUUCCUCGUUCGAAGAGUUCGUCAACAGUGCGUGCAUGAUCGAAAUCAAAGAACGGUCGUGCUUCAUCCACAUCGAUGUGCCCGGCCAUGCGGAUAAUGCACCCAAUUUGGCAGACACGUUCCAGUUCCCAUCGUUGCAGCUGCUGGGCGAGGAGCUGGUCACGGUGCUGGACUUCCUGCACGUGAAGUACGUGAUCGGCGUUGGCGAAGGGGCGGGAGCGAACGUGCUGGCGCGCUUCGGACUCGCCCACCCGUCCCGCUGUCUCGGGCUGAUCCUGAUCAACGUCACCGGCUCGGCCGCCUCCGUGCUGGACGUGUUCAAGACGAAGUUCAUCUCGUGGAAGGGUGACGAGGUCGGCCAGUCCGCGGAGGACUUUCUGCUUUACCACAAGUUUGGCUACGUCUUCUCGGAGCAACUGGUGGGCGAUAAUCCGGAUAAGGAGAAAAUUGUGGCCGAAUUCCAGAGCCGCCUGCACAGCUCGCUGAACAGCAAAAACAUUAAGCAAUACGUCAAAGCAUUUAUGUCGCGCAAAGAUUUACCACUGAAGAACUGCAAGCUGGACAUGCUGCUGAUCACCGGUGUGAUGUCUCCUUACGCGAGCGUCGUCGAGAAGCUGUACAAGGAUCUGAACAAGGAGAAGGUUACCCUGCUGAAGGUGGAACGGGCGGGCGAUGUGCUCGCGGAUGCGCCCGCCAAGGUGGCCCAAUCGAUCCUGCUGUUCUGCAAGGGCCAGGGUCUGCUGACGUCGGUGGCGAUGCCGGGCGUGGACCGUAACCGGGCGUUCUCGACGAGUUCCGGUGGCUCGAACGAGGGUGCCGCCGGACCGAGGCGCCUCUCCCGGGGCAUGUCGAUGGAAGACUACGACAAGCCCAACAUCAGACGGCUCAGCGUCACGAUCAACGAGCAGCUGCCACCGAUCAAGAAGUAGAUCGUUUCCGAAAGCGGCACGUCGGUGGUAUUUGUGGGAGUAGUAGUAAACGAUUUGUAGCCUCAUUCGGACGGAGCAGACGGACGGAGCGGAACGAUGGGGCGCUUUUUUCCACCGGUCGGUCGGUGCUUUCAUCUGGUGCCGGUUUGGUAUCGCAAAAUUGCCGGCAGGACCGCAUUAAACCAAUCCGUGGCGCACGAGCACGAACAAGAAGACGGUGUUGAUCCCAAAUAUCAAUCCCUUUCGAAUUUUCUACACCCGAAACAAGGAACCUGAACCACCCAUUACGACCCAACCCGGGUUGCAGUAUAAGCCCGCCCCGUCAACCCGCCAAACCAAUUCUAUUUCUCUACAUCUGCUGGAUGGACAUUUUUCAGAAGAGGAACAGAAACCGGUAUCGUUUCGCCAUCUAAAUUAUUAGUCGCUGGGCCUCAGAAAGUGCACAGCGAAGUGGCACAAUUCAACAACAACAACUAAAACGCAACCGAAAUCAGAUGCAAAUCGUUGUUUACGUUCGACAACGUGACCGUGAAAAAAAACGUGACCAACAUUGUGGUGGGUCGGCGGGCGCAUUCACGUACCACAGUUGUAGCAAUAGCCAAACCAAACCGAAAGGCCACCUAUCUCUUUUCGUGUGUGGAACUGUAUCAUUUAUCAGAGCCUAUAUACAAACACGUGCACUCGUAAUCAUAAUGACGGAAGCAUAUAUAUACAGAGAUAUUUAAAUGGGCCACACUCAUCAGUGGCGUCAACGGUGAGCAUUAACGAGCAACAGAAGUUUUCAGAAGCAACAUCGCGCCGGACCGGGAGGUGUGUAUUAAUUAGUAGAUCUUGUUGUUGGAUCGAUCCGUUCGGGCAGCAUAAAUUAACGAGAACAAACACGGGAAGAAAAAGCGUAAACCUAUACAUAAAUAUAUAUACACAAAAACCUAUAUUUUAUCUCUUUUUACAUGGCGGAAGACACGGUGACGCAUUGGCGGCGAUGCUCUAGAGAUCUGUUUUCCUCACGACCGAACGAUUGGCGCACGAAUUGGCGACAGUAAAAGAAAAAAGCAAAAAAAAGAACGAGAAUCAAUUUGGGUGAAUAUACAAACGUUAACCACGUCUCUUAAAGCAAACAAAUAAACCGCGCGCUGCAUUAAGUAUAGAGUAUGCCAAUAAACACAAACCUUGUAUGCCAAUAUUAGUAGCUGAACGUAAUAAGUAGAUUGCAAAAAUGAAGUUAUUCCCUUCACACAACAAAGUAACAAAAAAUGCGCUAAAAGGUAAAAACCAAUACAAGCCUAAAUAGAAGCCUCUCGCUCUGAUAUUAGUGCGCAAAGUGUGCGCCGGACACGCAAAAACCCUUCCGUGGGUGGUAGCGUGGCCACGACCCGAGAGUGGCAGCUUCGAGUUCUAGUAGUUCUAUAGCUUCGCGAUCGCGAUUGCGGAAGCUGGCGGACCGGCGCCAGCGAGCCACAGUGUUCUACUUGGUCUUAAUUAUCUCAGAUCCGGUACCUCCGCUUCGGCCAACUGACCAAAAAUGGUGGCAGAUACAUACAAGAAGGCAUGAUUACUAGGAGAUUGCGUUCGGUAGACGUUUUGCAUGCGCCGGCAAAAGUAAUUUAUAUUUAAUGAAAAACAAACCACAGCAGCAGGGACGUGACGAAACGAGCGACAAAGCGACGACGGACGUGUGACAAUGAGGCGUGCGAAAGUGGGAAACUGGGACCCCGCAGCCCAAUCCCGCUUUUGUGCGCUUUCGGUGAGUUGGCAAACUCCAGCGAUCAAUCAGACAUCUUAACAUGUAACAAAAUCGACUUUCUAAAGCAAAUAAAGGAUCUUAUAUAGUGAAUAUAGUUGAAAGA
This is a messenger RNA of Anopheles cruzii, 3176 nucleotides long. RefSeq lists its product as uncharacterized. Lineage: Eukaryota; Metazoa; Arthropoda; Insecta; Diptera; Culicidae. Gene Ontology annotation, cellular component: cytoplasm. Gene Ontology annotation, biological process: signal transduction. The transcript has 9 exons. The record is from RefSeq and is a predicted model, not a curated record. The coding region runs from base 220 to 1329 and encodes 369 amino acids.